Molecule: messenger RNA, 732 nt
Organism: Linum trigynum
Lineage: Eukaryota; Viridiplantae; Streptophyta; Magnoliopsida; Malpighiales; Linaceae
Source: the annotation of a GenBank genome assembly
CCCACCAUUGCCGACGUAUCCAUCUUCGUCACAUCACCAUGGUCAUAUCAUGAUCGAUACUACCGUCAAGACCUGGAGAGCCUAGCCGCCAGAGCUAGAGUUGUAGAAGCAGGUUUAGGAUCAAUCCUCGUGCCUGCCGGGAUGGGAGGCGUUGGACUGGAGAGAUCAGUGGAAUCACGGAGCUCGUAACCACAUCGACGGUUGGGCAGCCGUGGAUCAACCCUGGGGAGCGGCAUGGACGACCAACGAUGCUCAAACCCCAUAUCCUCAAUUCGUUAUUGUCGACCAGGGCUGGGUACAUUCCGAUCGUGGUUGAGAAGAAGGACUACAAGAGCUUCGUCAACAUCAACGAACGGUGGAGAGAAUCCUUGAUGAUUCUUAUAGCCAAGGCAACCGGGAUGUCGAGGAGUCGGCAGAGGUCCACGGCGGGCUCGUUGGUCAGCUACAAGGCUUGCAAGAUGUAUCGGAGACGUCGCGACGUGUCCAAGAUUGGCCUCUAGCUAGGUUGGAGAAGUUGGAAAGCCAACUCUGUUCCAUCGCGGAAGCUCUACGAAAGAUUGUGACGAUAACAGUUCCGCAGCUCGCCGUUGAUACGAGCAACAUUGUGACGGGAGGCUCUCUACGGUCAACGACGAGCGAGGUGGAGCCCGAGACGAAGGCAACAACGAACGGAGGUGGCUGCGGGGAUCAAUUGCCACCUAAAGACUCCGGUGAUAAAGGCUUGGUUCAAGU